Messenger RNA from Drosophila pseudoobscura, 406 nucleotides. Its product is annotated as synapsin-1-like. The transcript is spliced from 2 exons. NCBI's taxonomy places the organism in Eukaryota, Metazoa, Arthropoda, Insecta, Diptera, Drosophilidae. The record is from RefSeq and is a predicted model, not a curated record. The coding region runs from base 45 to 353 and encodes 102 amino acids.
GCGUCCGGUCAACAGGGAUUGCCUUCACUGCUCCCAAUGCUAAGAUGAAGUGCAUCAGCAUUACUCUGCUCCCGAUCAUAUGCGUGGCUCUGUCGAUUGCCCAAUAUAAUGGACAGAAUCCAUAUCAAACACAAGCACAGCCACCAGACCAAGUAGGAGGACCACCGCCACAACAUCCACCGAUACCACAGGGCCAAGUAGGAGGACCAGCAGCAGAACAAUUGCCACAACAUCAGCAAAUACAACCAGGCCCAGUAGGAGGACCAUCAGCAGAGGCAGCCCCCCCAUCAGGUGGAAAAGGUGGAGGGAAUAUCAAUAAGAAUACCAACAAUAUCAAAGUUGGUCGUAAAUAGAUUUAUGGUUUAGACAGAUAAUCUUGCAAAUGAUAAAUGAUAAAAACUGAUAA